CCAUUAAAACAAUUAUAAAUAUAUGUAUAGAUACAUCAUUAUAAAGAUGAGAAUGUAUUUGGUGCAAUCAGGCUAAUUGGUACAACCGGUUUAACCAAGACACAUGAAUGAAGGUGGAAAAACUUUUUAGAAAACAUCGUUUUUCAAAACAACCCUGCCACAUUUCGCUAGAAUUUUUAAAAAGGUCCUCACCUCUAUUUUUGUGUCUUGGUUGCACGGUUCACCAAUUGGUCUGAUUGCAAUAAAUACAUUUUUUAUAAUAUAGUAUAAUAUAUAGAUACAGAUGUUACUAUAGAAGGUGUGUUUAUCUACAUCAUUUUAGCUGCCCAAGACCGAGAAGCAACCAGGACCCCCGUUGUCAAUGAUGAUUGGCUCACGCAGUAGUCACUCGCGUGUCCCUAGAAACUCGGCGUGUCAAUAGGAACUGCCCAAAGGCGCCCAACUACCGGAGUUUCUCGUACGCCGGUACGCCCAGCAGCCGCACCAUCUCUUUCGGCGCGGACGCCUGACCCAACCGAACGGCGGCCAGCCGCGAGCCGUCUACCUGUGGCUACGAAAUUGCACGCCAAGGCGCGAGCCGCUUUAACUUUCAUCCCCGCACCGGCACGUCCGGCCGGCCAACCGAAACCACGCCGAGGCCUAUCUCUCUCCGAGUUUGAUCCAGCUCCGUCCCAGCGCCAACUGCUAAUCCGGUAAUCCCUCGCCGGCUUGGUGUCCCGGUCAAACCUGCCCCGACCGACGGGAGGAUCCAACGGCGGCCGCUCGCCCACACAACAACCAUGCAUCUGCACCGCUCCUCCACGUGCCGCGUCGCGGUCGUCACGGCCCACGGCCCGGCGCUCCUCCCCCCUCGCCGACCACCCCCUCUCCCUUCUUCUAUUCCCCACCCCCCGCCUCGUCUCCUCCACCGCCGCCCCCACAUCUAUUCACCCGUCCGUCCGUUCCUUCGUCUCUACGCGCAAACGAGAGAAGGCUAGGUCGUCGUCGUCGUUGUCGUCGUGACGCGGAGAGAUCUGGGAGGAGGAGCGAUGGACGGGAAGUUGCCGCCGCCGAACCCGAACCUGCCGUACCGGGAGGACUGCUGGAGCGAGGGCGAGACGGCCGCGCUCGUCGACGCCUGGGGCUCGCGCUACCUCGACCUCAACCGCGGGAGCCUCCGCCAGCCACAGUGGCGGGAGGUCGCCGACGCCGUCAACUCUCGCCCCGGGGCCUCCGCGCGCCGCCGCCCGCCGCGCACCGACAUCCAGUGCAAGAACCGCGUCGACACGCUCAAGAAGAAGUACAAGGCCGAGCGCGCGCGCGGCGGGCCAUCGCAGUGGAACUUCUACGCCCAGCUCGACCUCCUCGUCGGGCCCACGCUCACCGGCAUCAAGAAGCCGUCCCCACCGCGCGCCGCGCUGCCCGUGUUCCGGAGGCGCCUGACGCCGCCGCGCUCCCCGUCGCCGCAAUCACCGCCGCCGCUUCCCGUGGCGCUCCCCCUGCACAAUUACCGCCGUGGCUCCGACCUCCCCUCCGCAAACCUCAUCCAUAAGGCGGCCGCUGCCGCCGCCGCUGCUGCCGCGGAGUCCGACUCAGAAGAUGGCUACAACAACAACGACUAUGACGAUGACGAAGGAUCUCAGCAGUCGCCGUCGCGUUCUGUAUCUUCGGGCUUUGGUGGUGGUGGUGGUGGUGCUCCUCCUGCUGUUGGCAGCAAGAGGAAGAUGAGCAGUGGCAGUGGUGGUUUCGGGGAGCUAGCGAGGGCAAUUGAGACUUUCGCGGAUAUGUACGAGCGCAUGGAAGCCGCUAAGCAGCAGCACGCGGAGGAGAUGGAGAGGCAGCGAAUCAAGUUCCUCAAGGAUCUGGAGCUGAAGCGGAUGCAGGCUUUUGUGGACAUGCAGCUACAGCUCGCGAGGACAAAGCACGCCAGGAAGGGUGACGCUUCCUCGGAUACGCUCAUGUCUCUCGCUGCACUGCCAUUCCUCAGCAGCCCUGCUUAUCUCUAAAUUGGAAGAGUUAGGUAAAGGAAUGCUUUGGCCUUAAAUUAGGAUACAGUCUGUUGGUUGAUGUGAUAGAGUUGUUAGUGGAUUGUUUAUGUUCUUGCUAAGAUACUGUCGUUGUUUCAUACGAACCACAGAGGUACUAGGUCUUUAAAUUUUAAAUGUACCUUGCAAUGCAUUAUGCUCAAGUUUUUCUUAGAUGAGAAGGAAUUUUUACUGGUUUGUGACAUGUAACUUUCAAUGUAUUACGAAUUUAAUCUCAGCUACCUUUUGUUCUGUAUCA
Zea mays is the source of this 2262-nucleotide messenger RNA. RefSeq names its product trihelix transcription factor. Gene Ontology annotation, cellular component: nucleus. The coding region runs from base 1029 to 1985 and encodes 318 amino acids. NCBI's taxonomy places the organism in Eukaryota, Viridiplantae, Streptophyta, Magnoliopsida, Poales, Poaceae. Gene Ontology annotation, molecular function: transcription cis-regulatory region binding. The transcript has a single exon. The record is from RefSeq and is a predicted model, not a curated record.